AUGAGUGCCCCUGUUAAAGAACUGUCUAUUCCUUCAUUAUGGAAAGGCAGGGGCUCAAGUCACGGUUGUGUGUCGUUCAAACUAUUCGCUAAUGCAAGAGCAUGGGAUAGACAUUUGCUCCGAAAAACUAAACCCGGGGGUGAACUAUUUGGGUUGGCGACCCCAUCGAAUGUGGACAGCGCCGCCAGUGCUGAAGAUAGAUAUGACUAUAUUGUUUGCACCUUCAAAUGUCUGCCCGACGUUGUAACGACACCGAAGCUGCUCGGCCCCCUACUCGCGCGAAGCCGUAAUUUUGUACUCAUUCAGAACGGGAUCGGCAUCGAGUUGGACUUGCAGGCUGCGGUACCGAGCGGGAUAGUAAUGAGCGGGUGCGCAUGGAUUGAUGCGACUGUGAUCGACCACGGCCGGACACUUAAACACGGCCCAAUUGAAAAAUUAGUUGUCGGUGUUCAUCCCCCUCUGGGAGCGCCAUCCGGAACACCGCAUUCUACCGAGGCACACACCGCGUUGACGACAUUUGUAGACUUGCUCAAAGCUGGAGGUGGGACACCCGAACAGGUGGUAGACAUCCAAGCUGCGCGCUGGAAGAAAAUUAUAUGGAAUGCGGGGUUUUCAACAUUCGCGACUCUCGCUAACGCCACACUACCAGACAUUUGCCACGAACCAGCCAGAUCCUACACUAUGCCAAUCGUUCGUGGAUUCAUGGAGGAGGUCGUUAGUGUGGCACGAGGUCUCGGUUUGGAUGAGUCAGUUUUGCCUGUGGCAAGCAUUGAUGAAGCGAUCGAUUUGACCUUGAGUGAAUACGGGGUGACAGGGCCUGCGUACAAGGCUUCUAUGUUGGUUGAUUUCCUCGCUGAGAGGCCCAUGGAAAUCGAAGUGAUUAUUGGAGGUAUACUGCGCUACGCAGUUGCCAAACAAGUGCCGGCACCGAGGUUUGCUAUUCCCGCAUUUAUCCAGCGACCUAUGUUUCAUCUAAAUUUUGCCUUUAGACUCAGCACAGCUUAUGCCUUACUCAAAGUGCACCAAACAAGAUUUAUUCAGAAGAGUAAGAGCCGGGCGUAG
Rhizoctonia solani is the source of this 1062-nucleotide messenger RNA. Its product is annotated as 2-dehydropantoate 2-reductase. The transcript is spliced from 8 exons. Bases 1 to 1062 code for a protein of 353 amino acids. The record is from RefSeq and is a predicted model, not a curated record. Gene Ontology annotation, molecular function: oxidoreductase activity. NCBI's taxonomy places the organism in Eukaryota, Fungi, Basidiomycota, Agaricomycetes, Cantharellales, Ceratobasidiaceae. Gene Ontology annotation, cellular component: cytoplasm.